Messenger RNA from Siniperca chuatsi (mandarin fish), 9843 nucleotides. RefSeq names its product tyrosine kinase, non-receptor, 2b (gene tnk2b). Gene Ontology annotation, molecular function: protein serine/threonine/tyrosine kinase activity; protein binding; protein tyrosine kinase activity. Gene Ontology annotation, cellular component: extrinsic component of cytoplasmic side of plasma membrane. Gene Ontology annotation, biological process: protein phosphorylation; negative regulation of epidermal growth factor receptor signaling pathway; signal transduction. The record is from RefSeq and is a predicted model, not a curated record. Lineage: Eukaryota; Metazoa; Chordata; Actinopteri; Centrarchiformes; Sinipercidae. The transcript has 21 exons. Bases 3297 to 7010 code for a protein of 1237 amino acids.
ACAUGAGGCAGAACACUUACAAAAUAAGCAGGAAAGAACAUAACUAAACCCCAAAACCACAACAACUGGAUGUAUUACAAGUACUUUGUAGAAAAGCCACCAACAAACACAAUCACUUAUACACAGUAGGUGUAUGUGAUUGUGUAUGAUCUUUCAUUGGCUCAAUACACUGAAAGACACUCCUGCAGCACCUGAUCACUAUAAUGGUGAACACACACAGCCAGGUCACUACAAUUCAGGCCAUCUUGACCCAGAAGCACAAUUACAAGGUUAAACCCAGAAUGAACCAUGUUGACAGUUUAACUGUGUCAAGUUCUACUCUGUAUUUUUUUUUGUAUUUUUUAAAUACAAAAUAAUGAAUAGAAAUCUCUGCAGACAGUAAAUGUGAAUCCGUGCAUGCUUCCAUCAACUAUGAGAAUAUAUAGUCCCAGAGGACAUGAUAAAAGUGACAAUUAAUUAAGCCCCAAAGUUAUACAGCAUGGCAUCUCAGUGCUGCUUCCCACCCAAAGCAGUGAAUUUGUCUCUUCUGAUCCACGUGUACCCUGUGGUGCUUUUGUUUGCCACUGGGAUGAUACAGAGGAGCCCAGGGGGGCCCCACCGCCCCAGCUUCACUGUGUGGCAAUUGCUGUGUGGUAAUCUGACUAACUGUAACUCUGUUUGGGAGUAUGGGGAUGUACGCUACUGAAGCACAAUAUCAACUGCCAUGACAGGGCUUUCAACUGUGUGCUGCUUUAUAUACAAGUGUUGAAGAGGGGCCCUAUAUCAAAAUCUAGUUUUAAGACCUUUGUUACUUGAGCUGAUACUGUGCUUACAUGAUGCAUAUUUCUAAAUGAAUCUGUGUUUAAUAAAAUGACCUCAGAAAAUCUGGGGCCAACAUAGGAAUACUGUACACAUUAGUAAUACUGCAGCUCAUUUUUGCUCCAGGGUGCAGGUUCAUUUGGCCGUGCCUACACCCGGCUGUAUUCUUUAUUCUCAGGCUCUCUGGUAGAGUGGAGGCAUGAAACGCUGACUGGCUUUGUAUACAGUAGAAGAAGCAUGUACAGCACUGUCAACAUGUGAAAACAAUAUGUUUCCAUAAGCCUUUCUUAAUCUUUUUCCAUUUGCCAACCUCUCCGCUGCAAACAAAAGUAAAAUCUUUUGCCUUUUUAAUCAAAUUUCUGACGUUUCCACCCAGGUUUUGGUGCAAACAUUGAAAAACUGCACAAAAACAGUUGGAUGGAAAUGUUACAGUUAAUCGUGGUCAAGUAUGCAACUUAGUGUGAUGAGGAAACAUGAAGCCUAGUGCACAUACUGUACACUGAGAAUGGACAAUGACAUUAAAAUAUUUGCAUAUUCACAGAUUCUAGAUUUUUCAAUAAGGAAGAAGGACUAGAUGUAAUUUAAAGAAAUCUUAAGAAGGUAAUUGAACUUUUUUUGUGGAAAAAACAUAUCCGACACAAAUUAUUGUUCAAAGCAGAGUAUUUCUGUGUCUUAAAACACAUCUAGAGGGGAUCUUUAAUAUUCUUUCUUGUUUUUCACCAGUGAUGCCCAUCCAACCAGUGCAGAUCCCUUUGUUAGAGGACCUGACCAGCACAAUCCAGAAAAGAAUUGCUGUUGUGACAAUCUUUGACCAGAUGAUGGAGACAAAAUAAACCAUUUGUUUUUUUUUCAAUUUGAAGCUUUCCAACUGUUACCUUUAGUCUCUCACUAAAGUAUAGUUAUUCAUGAGGUGAAAGUUUGGAUUUAAAUAGGAGGUGACCAUUAGAGGGUCCCACACCUUUUCCUGUCAAAAGUCUGAGAGGGUUUUUGUGAGGGGAAUUAUUUACCAUAGGAUCCCAUCACUUGUUGUACUUCAGCUUGGAGUACCAAUAAUAUUGUACUGCUUGUGGGUGAAACAGCAACCAUGAUUUAAAAUGAUAUGUCUGAAUACAUGUUACAAACCAAAGCACUAAACUUGUAUGUAUAAGCUGCAGUCACCAAGUGUAGUCAUAUUGCAAAAUUUUGGCAUGUUCCUUUAAGAGUGGGCUGACAGCCUGAAUGUGUACCAGAGAUGUGAGAGAAACAAAGAGCUCUCACUUCGCUACUGAUUCCUGCUGCAGCAAACACCAUCUCGAAGAGCGGUGGAGGAAAUGCAGACCACAGUCUUAGAUUCAAUGAAAUGAGAAGAAACAUAAAAUAAAAAUAAAACAAUGGGAAAUAUGUAAAUGUUGGCAGUCGACCACUCCAACACCAGUGAGGAAAUGUACAUAAGCACAGGAGCGACAUGCAAAAAAGUAAUCUGAAUGCUGGUCCUUCUUGUAGUGUGGCAAGAAGAAAUAUGUAAUAACAAUAUGUAGCACUAAUAACAUGUGUAUUUUUGCUUUUACUUAUAGGAUAAUAAAUGAGUAAAUUGAAGCUAAAAAGGUUGAUUUAAAGCUUAGGAAUCAAGCCAAGUAAAUAAUUUAACUAACUAAUAAACUAAGUGCAUUUGCAGACAGGAACAAGUGCACAAACAAGAGCCAGUUUGUUUUCGCUUAUUGGAGUGAUCCAUCUUCAAACGCACAGACGAUCUUUGUGUUGUACAAAGACCGCAAAGAACUGACGCCAGCAGCCACAGCGCUCAAACCCCGACUGUGUUUUCGGACAGUGCUGUUGUGCAAGUGAACCAUUCAGCACGGACUGGUGCAAACUUUACUCAGUUUUAGUCUCAUUCACGCCGUGGCCGAGGCCCUUUAAAGCGUUACAGAUGUCAGGACGUGUGAACUUGUAGCCGGUUUGUCGGAGUGCCAAAACACCGGAACAAGAGGUGACAGCAAGUGACAGGAGCUGAGAUUGACAGGCAAGUCCUGAAACAUACUCCUGGUUUUGCUGUUGACCAAUGGAUGAGGAUGAAAUCAUGUGAACGUGUGCUAGCCUCGCAGUGCCAUGGACUUGUAGCUGGGAAAACUCUCACCUCAAUGGACUGGGGGGGACCUCGUCUGCACAUGGUUGACCUUCUGUCAUCAACCUGAGAGGAGUAUCUACGGUGUCAGAGCAGACGUUGGACUCAGACCAGGAAAGAAAACCAGGUUUCUAUGGCUCAAAUAUUGCAGAGAGGUCAGUCAGUGAGCGCAGCCCUGUUAUCACUGUGUGAACAUGAGGAACUCAAUGUCCGGCCAUUUUCAAGGAGAGCUGACUCUACUUAAAUGAGGAAGACAAUGAAGCACAGACCUCGAAGCUGGCUGAUUGACCGACUGACUGACUGAGUGGGUUUGCUCACUGACUGGAGCUGUGGCUAUUUGAGGACUUUGAGGACACGUAACCCAGGGCAGGUACCGGUCGGGUGUUGGAGCCCCACCAUGGGGGAGACGGCAGAAUAUCAGAGGCUGCAGGAGACGUCAGAGCCUCACUACCAACGCCUGCCCAGCGAUGACGAAGAGAAACUGGGCAGUAGCAUGCAAUGUGAGGAAGGCACAGAAUGGCUGCUGGAGCUGCUGAUGGAGGUGCAGCUGCAGCAGUACUUCCUGCGGAUCCGAGAUGACCUUAAUGUCACGCGGCUGUCCCACUUCGACUACGUCAAGAACGAAGACCUGGAGAAGAUCGGCAUGGGUCGACCUGGACAGCGACGACUGUGGGAGGCUGUGAAAAGGAGGAAAGCCAUGUGCAAGCGCAAGUCCUGGAUGAGCAAGGUGUUCAGCGGUAAGCGCCCAGACGGAGGAGACUUCCCCCAGCAGGGCCAGACGGUCUCCUCCUUUCGUAAGCUGUCUCCCACUCCUCCACUGGGCCUCGGGGAGGGAGUCCUGGCCACACAGCCCGGUGGUGGUUCUCCUCUUGAUGGGCAGCAGCAGGCUCUGACCUGCCUUAUCCCAGAGAAGGAUCUGACGCUGUUUGAGAAGCUGGGGGACGGCUCCUUUGGUGUAGUGAAGAGAGGAGAGUGGCUGACGCCUGCAGGGAAGGUGCUGAACGUAGCCGUGAAGUGUCUGAAGACAGAUGUGCUCAGCCAACCCGAUGCUCUGGAGGACUUCAUCUGUGAGGUCAACGCCAUGCACUCCCUGGACCACCAGAACCUCAUUCGCCUCUACGGUGUGGCGCUUACACACCCAAUGAAGAUGGUGACUGAGCUGGCUCCUCUGGGUUCUCUGCUGGAGCGUCUGCGAUGUGUCCGUCCACAGGGCCCAGUGUUGAUCCACACCCUGUGUCAGUAUGCCGUCCAGGUGGCCUGUGGCAUGGCCUAUCUGGAGCAGAGGAGGUUCAUCCACAGGGACCUGGCAGCCAGGAACAUCCUGCUGGCCUCAGCUCACAGAGUGAAGAUCGGUGACUUUGGCCUGAUGAGAGCGCUGCCUAACAACCAUGAGCACUAUGUCAUGCAGGAGCAUCGAAAGGUCCCCUUUGCAUGGUGCGCCCCAGAGAGUCUGAAGACCAGAACAUUCUCCCAUGCUACAGACACAUGGAUGUUUGGAGUCACUCUCUGGGAGAUGUUCACACAUGGCCAGGAGCCUUGGCUGGGCCUUAAUGGGAGCCAGAUCCUGCAUAAGAUUGAUAAAGAAGGUGAACGUCUCCCUAAGCCUGAAGACUGUCCGCAAGAUAUCUAUAAUGUCAUGCUGCAGUGUUGGGCUCAGAAAUCAGACGACAGACCUACCUUUGUCGCCCUGCGUGAGUUCCUGCUUGAGACCAUGCCCACAGACAUGUGUGCUCUGCAGGACUUUGACGAGCCUGACAAACUCCUGAUCCAGGUCAAUGAUGUCAUCACCAUCAUAGAGGGGAGAGCAGAGAACUACUGGUGGCGAGGUCAAAACAAGCGGACCCUUAAGGUCGGACAAUUCCCCAGAAACGUGGUGACAUCAGCAGUGGGUUUGUCUGCUCAUGACAUCAGCCGGCCGCUCAAGAACAGCUUCAUCCACACAGGACAUGGAGACACCAACCCUCAUCACUGCUGGGGCUUCCCUGACAGGAUUGACGAUUUGUACCUCGGUAAUCCCAUGGAUCCUCCUGAUGUCCUUGGUUUACAUCUCAGUGGUGCUCAACCUACACAGCUACCAGGACGAGCUAACAAGGAGCCUCCUCCCCGCCCUCCUCAACCAGCAGUGUUAAUCAAGAGUAAGUCUGGUUUCCCUCAGCAGCCCCUCACCCAUUGCUCCUGCCCUCUCUGUUCCCUCCUAGCGCCACUCCUCAAAGAGCCUUGUUAUGAUCCAGUAAACGAUGAUGAGGAUCUGACUUCGGCAGGACUAAAGAGAUUAUCACUUCGGAAAACAGGUUCUGUCAAAGGCUUAAAACUUAAACCCGCUGCGUGGGUCUCUGCUUCCAAACAGGGGAGUGGCCGGAUUUCAGGCUCAGGUCACAUCCUCAACAGUGAGGUGUCCCUCAUUGACUUUGGUGAGGAGUUCCCCCCGCCCGCACCCUCCCCCUCCCCCUCCCCUGUGAUUGAAAUUCAGAUUCCUUCACUGGCAAAGCUAGCUUUGCAAGCAGAGAACAUCCUGGACCGGACUCCGCCUCAGAGUCCGUCUAGAUCGCUGCCCCGCCCCCUUCACCCUACACCAGUAGUGGACUGGGAUGCUCGGCCAUUACCCCCACCCCCGGCCUAUGAUGAUGUAGCCCAAGACGAAGACGAUAUGGAGGUAAGCUCCAUCAACAGCUCGGAGCAGCAGUACGAAGAGGAGCAGAGUGAUGUCCGUAACCCAGAUGAGGCUCUCAUCUCUGGACAGAAGGUGGAUGGUGAGGCUCUUGUCUCCAGGGGUCCAGACAGAUCAGGCCUGGACGACAACCUCUUUCUCCCCAGCAAGCAGAACCAGGUCCUGUCCACCUCCUUUUCCCAGUCAGCAGAGAUCUUCCAAGAACUCCAGCAAGAGUGCAUGAGAAGGCUCAAUGUACCGACUGGAAGUGCUGCGCGGUCAAGCUCGCCGUACCAGAGCUCAGCCUCGUGUCCCCAGACUCCACAGACCCAGGAGGGACACCAGCAGAGUGUCCUCUUCUCCAAUGAGGACAAACCCCAGAUCCCACCACGUGUCCCCAUACCCCCUCGCCCCAUAAAAAGGGGCGACUACACAUCUGCUCGCUGGUCAAGGGAUCUCUCCCUGUCACCGACGCCAGCUGACACCACAGAGGACAUCUCAGGCUCAAACCAGGACCAGCCACCUCAGAUCCCUCCCAGGGACCCUUUGUCCCAGCCGGGCUCCAGGACUCCCAGCCCCAUGGGCCUGGUAGUGGGCUCCCCCCAGCAGAGAGUCUACUCUGUCAGCCCCACCAUCAUGCAGGCUUCCCUUACCUCCUGCCCCUCCACACACACCUACGGCUCCUACCUCUCCACCUCUCCAGGUAAACUCAUGCCUACCACACACAGCUUUGCCUCAGAUCCUAAAUAUGCUGCACCAAAAGUGAUCCAGGCCCAGGCGCAGGGAAAGGACGCUGCCAGCAAGGGCCCCUGUAUCCUCCCCAUCGUUCGUGAUGGACGUAAAGUCAGUAACACCCACUAUUACCUUCUACCAGAGAGGCCCCCGUACCUCGACCGCUACGACCGCUUCUUCAAGGAGGCAGAGAGCCUGCCUGCCAGCGGUGUGGAGGAAAGGCAUGUACGGCAAGCUAACACCGCCACUGUCAGACCCAUGGUGGUCAGCAGCCAGACACUCCAGGGACACACCCAGGGACAGGGGCUUGUCCAGCCAGGCGAGCUGAAGGCUAAUUUCUCCUCCAACAAUAACAGCAGUCUGGGUGGGUCACGAUCAGGGAUGAAGACAUCAGUUAGUCUCCCUCGCGUCUGUUCAGACGGACUGACAGCACCGGUGGUCAAUGCUUCCUGCACCAGGACAGACGGAGGAGGGAACUCAGCUGACAGGGUGAAAAUGGUGCAGGAGGCAGUUCAUGGUGUGACAAUAGAGGAGUGCCAAGCUGCCCUCCAGAACCACAACUGGAAUGUCCAGAAAGCUGUGCAUUAUCUGAAGGUGGAGCAGUUGUUCUGUUUGGGUUUGAGGAGCAGGUCAGAGUGUCUAAAGCUGCUGGAGAUGUGUGACUGGAACCUGGAGGUGGCCAGCACUCAGAUGUUAGAUAACUAUGGAUCCACAACAAGACAGAGACGGUGACAGAAAUCUCAAGCUGCUGAGCUCUGAGUGGAAAUUCAUCCUCAGAGGAGAUGAAUCUGCUCCUGACCCUUCCCGUUUAUGCUUCAGGCACACCUCCAAUCAGAAGACUGUAAUUUCACUGUGGACGAAUCAAGCACAUUUUCACUGAACUAGCACAAAAUACCAAACUUCAUUAUGGCUCCAGUCAUUCUUAACAUGGACAAAGAAAUUUAGCCUGGGGGGAAAAAAAGAAGACUUUGGGUCACAUUUUGACUUUGGUCUGAAAGAUAUGUGAUUGUUGCACGUAUUAAGAAAUUGCAGACCUCCAUCUACCAUCUUUUUAAAGUUGUUCAAAGACAAAAAAAAAUGACACUGUACUUGUGUCAGCCUGAAAUGUGUCAUCCUUACAGAUCCCUAAAGUGUCACAGAUCCUGGGUGCUACCAUACUGCGUCAGAUGCACUUGCUGGUAUCCUCACUGCCGCUAUUACACUGUUGACCAACUGCGGAGAAAUGCUUUAAUCUUUUCUUUCGUUAAAGGCAUUAAAAAGCCAGUUUGAAAGUGAAUCUAAAGAGGCCAAAAUUAGUUAAAUAGCAUAAUAUUCACUUCCUAAAAAGCUCCAUACUUUGCCAUGAGGUCAUUGUAUUUUGUCAGAAUAUGCCAAGAACUAGUACAGUUUGACUGAAAACUGGUAUCUCAUUUAGUGAACCAUGUAUACUGUAUAGUGUAUGUGCGGAUAGUUCUUUAAAAAAUCAUAUUGUACAUCCACCAUGUAAAAGCACGUAAAAACAAAAUUAGCUUUCCAGGCCAUAUUGUGCAGGAAAUAAUUUGGCCCGUUUACAGUUUAAAGAAAGGUGGGGAUAUGAUUAUGAAGAUUGUUUGCUGCUGAUAGCCUGUUGAGUCCAGGGAAAAUGUGCAGGGACUCUACAAUAAAAAAAAUAAAAAAAUCCUCAUAUCCUCAAUAGUCUAUAUAAUACGUUUUAUAAUUUGGCGAGGUACAUUAGUCAGCAUUGACGCAGUGCUGCACUCUCUGUGCUAAGAGUCAAAGUUUUUUAAAGACCUACAAAACUGUCUGAUUUAUAUUCAAAGGGUGUAAGCAGUAAACCCUUAAUAAAAAGGCAUUUAUGUGUUUGUGAACAAAAUAUUAAUAUAUUAUUGUAAUAUAUUUUGAACACAAUGCUCAGAGACAAGAGAAGACUGCUACGUCCAUUACUGGGCAGGCCAUUUUUAAAGUUAUUUUCAUGUGUCACUCCUUGAGUUAAACACCUAUUGCCUCAUCUGGCAGUGGAAACUUCCUACACCCCAGAUAUAGUCUUUCCUUAUUCCUUCCCUCUAAGCACUUUGCCUACACAGAACUCCUGCGCAUCAGCUGAAAACUCCUGCCAGCUUGGUAUUUUCUGUGUACGCCCAGACUCUGUUGGCAGCUAAUAACAGCAACGUAGUGAAAUUUGCCCCAAGGCACAGAUCCUGUCCCAUAAUCAUCACGUAAAACCACAACUGUGAUAUUUUGGUCAGCAGCUUUAGGGGCAAUAAUUUAUAACUGGGUGAUCUCACUGCUGGAUGUGACAAUACAUCUUCUGACUGGGUAUCGUCACAGUAGCGCCCUUAGCCCUGAAUGGUUCAAAACUAAGUUAGCAUAGAAAACUUUUGGGCCUAUCUGCCUUUUGUUCUCCCGUUUUAUUCCAGAUGCACUUAGUAUGUGAGGACUCCUCUAAAAGGACAGGAAAUAAAAGGCAUUCCACAAUUUAUGUGGUCAACCAAAUAUAAAAAAACCCCAAUACUUUACAGGCAAUUUCUGGUCAACACACAUGAUCCCUACGGUGCUUCUCUCUAUAGAAAAAAAGAACCCUCUUUGCCAACUGGCCAUAUAAAUGUGUUACGUCUACAUGUAGACACUGGCUUUGCUCCAAACCACCCAGCCUCUCCAUAUGUCCACAAAACCCCCAGUAUGUGACUGAGCACAAUCUGUUUGUGCAGAAACUUCAUAUGGUCUCUGAAAAAGCUAACAUGGAACCACAACAAGCCUGCUAUCUGCCUGGGCAAAUUAAGAGGCUUUAAAAACCGAACAAAACACGUGUUUGGAAUAUCUUUCUAAAGGAUGCACAGGACUGAUUUUGGAUGACAACCUCCAGUAAAAGCUCUCUCCCGUGUGCAAUAAGGCUGCUGUAGAACCUGUAACCUCCCAGUCUGUCCAUCCAUCAGUGCCAUCCAGUUGUGUAAAAAGAGCUUUCAGCUCUGUCAUGAUGUAUUCUAGUAAUUGAACUCACAGGAAACACCGUUUUCAGUAUGAAGUGUUUGGUGACUCAGUUUUCCUCCCUAGAGUAGGAUGAAGUUGUCCUUAAACACCGAUCCAGAGUCAGUUUUGCCAUUUUCCCUUCUGAUGUGCUAUGAUAAAGCUGAUUGUUAACCAGUGCAUAAGGACAACUUGAUGUGAGUGCCGCCUCCACAGUCUGUUCAUGUGUUGUUUGUCUUUAUACCAAGCUGCUGUAGUUGUAUUGAAGGACUGAAGUGAACCUUGUGGUGUUAUGAUCAACCCAAAGCAACAUUCUCCUGUUGUUGUGUUGAGACUCUUAGAAAACUCUGUUCUGUUUAGUCUUUGUUUGCCAGAUCUGUUUCUUCAGAAACUGUCUGCUAUUUUAAGUCAUUUAUCUUGUUUUUGCUGUUUUCCUUCAAUCCAACUUGCCAUUUCUUCCUCAUUUGUAUGUAUUUGCUUCCCAGAAUGUGUUUUAUUUUAAAUGCCUACUGUACAGUUGGUUUUCAUUGUUUCUCUCCUCCUGGGUUGAUGGAAAUGUUUGAGAAGUUCAUGCUGCCGAAUUUAUAAAUGUAUUUUUUAUUAAAGAAUUAAUUAUUUUUUA